AUGGCUGACAACCAAAACCAACCACAGCAUCAGGUUCAGCUUCACGAGCAAACACCACAGCCAAAUCAACCGAGAGCUAACCAGAACAAAGCUCAUGUCUUAGUUGGGGAUUACAUCAAUCCAAUUCCUGCACCAGUGCAACCUGCUGUGGUAUACCCCCCUUUUGGACAACCUAAUUUCCACCUUCGACCAGAUGUCAUCAAUUUGUUUCAAAAUCACCAAGACAUCAGGUUCUUUGGAAAAGCCACAGAAAAUCCUCAUGAGCAUAUUUCUGCUUUUCUCAUGUUAUGCGAAGUGAUCAGUCACGAAGGGAUAUCAGCAGAUGCAUUUCGAAUGAGAUUAUUCCCUCACACCUUGAAGGACACUGCUAGAGAAUGGUUUCUUUGUUUACCACCAGGGAGCAUUCAAUCAUGGAACGAUAUGGUUCAAAAAUUCACGAUGAAAUUCUUUCCACCUGCUCGAGUUCACCAAAUUAGGAACGACGUCCACACCUUUAAGCAAAAAGAUCUCGAGAGCUAUCCUGAGGCAUGGGAGAGGUUCAAGAAUUUAUUUAGAAAAUGCCCCAACAUCGACAUUCCCAAGCAGGCUCAGCAAUAUCUUUUCUACUACGGUCUAAAACAAGAGUUUAGAAAUAUGAUAGAUGCUUCAGCAGGAGGAUCAGUGAUGAAACUUGAUGUGGAUGAGGCAUAUGACCUGUAUGAAAAAAUAGCUGAAAACCAAUCAAUGUGGCCAACUGAUAGGGAAGCUCCAAGGAAAACAUUAGGGUUACACAACGUAGAUGCGGUGACAACUUUGGCCGCGCAAAUGGAAGUUCUUACCAUGAAAAUUGACAAUCUAUCUAAGUCAGUCAACAUGGUACACCAAUCGCCACCUGUUUGCGAAGGCUGUGGAGCGGAUCAUGCUAGUACACGCUGCCCUUUGGCGUCUACACAUGUUAAUCAAUCCGAAGAAGUAAGUUACGCACAGAACUUUCAGAGACAGCAACAUAAUCCUUUCUCCAGCACAUUUAAUCCCGGUUGGAAGGACCAUCCAAAUUUUUCAUGGUCCAAUAAUCAAGGACAAGAACAGGGAGGAAGCAAUCAGAAUAAACCACCAGGGUUCCAACAGCAGCAACAGCAAGGGAGAAGGCCAUCGUUGGAAGAUUUGCUGAUUGAUGAAGCAGAAGAAUGUGCACGUUAUUUGGCAGCCAUACCACCAUUCUUCAAGCAACCGUGUUUGGAGCUCGGUGAAAGACCUACAACACCUUUACCAUCUAUAAAACAAGCUCCAACUCUUGAACUCAAACAACUGCCAACACAUCUUCGCUACGCAUACUUGGGGGAAAAGAAUUCACUUCCAGUAAUUAUCUCAAAUAGUCUUACAGAAGUGGAAGAGGAUCAAUUGCUGAGGGUGCUUCGAAAGCACAAGACAACAAUAGGAUGGACGAUAUCGGAUAUAAAAGGGAUCAGCCCUUCGCUUUGUAUGCAUAAGAUACUGAUGGAAGACAAUUACAAAGCUUCAAUCGAGCAUCAACACAGAUUAAACCCGACUAUGCAGGAGGUGGUAAGGAAAGAGGUAUUAAAGCUUCUGGAUGCAGGGAUCAUAUAUCCUAUAUCAGACAGCCAUUGGGUGAGUCCAGUGCAGGUCGUACCGAAAAAAGGAGGAAUCACGGUGGUUCCAAAUGAAAAUAACGAGCUUAUCCCCACACGUACAGUCACGGGGUGGAGAGUUUGCAUUGAUUAUCGUAAACUCAACAAUGCCACAAGAAAGGAUCACUUUCCCCUUCCUUUCAUUGACCAGAUGUUAGAGAGACUCGCUGGACAUGCUUACUAUUGCUUUUUAGAUGGCUAUUCGGGGUACAACCAGAUCCCUAUUGCGCCUGAUGAUCAAGAGAAGACGACAUUUACAUGCCCUUACGGCACUUUCGCUUAUAGGAGGAUGCCCUUCGGCCUUUGCAACGCUCCAGCCACUUUUCAACGUUGUAUGAUGUCUAUUUUCUCAGACAUGGUGGGUAAUAUCAUUGAGGUGUUUAUGGAUGAUUUCUCAGUAUUUGGAAAAUCAUUUAAGGAAUGCCUUGAACAUUUGGGAAAAGUGCUACAGCGGUGUGAGGACACAAACCUCGUAUUAAAUUGGAAAAAAUGCCACUUCAUGGUUCAAGAAGGGAUUGUGUUAGGACAUUUAAUCUCAGCACGGGGUAUUGAGGUUGAUAGAGCUAAGAUACAAGUCAUCGAAAAACUUCCACCGCCGGUAACAGUAAAAGGAGUUAGAAGUUUCUUGGGUCACGCUGGGUUCUACCGACGCUUCAUCAAAGACUUUUCCAAAAUUUCGAAGCCAUUGUGCAAUUUAUUGGAAAAAGGGGCCCCAUUUCACUUUUCUGAGGAGUGCUUGACAACUUUCAACACUUUAAAGGAAAAAUUGGUUUCCGCUCCAGUGUUGGCUCCUCCAGACUGGGAUUAUCCGUUUGAACUUAUGUGUGAUGCCAGCGAUAAUGCAGUGGGGGCAGUGUUGGGUCAACGCAAGGAUAAUAUUUCUCAUGUUAUCCACUAUGCCAACAAGACUUUAGACGAGGCUUAA
Olea europaea var. sylvestris is the source of this 2553-nucleotide messenger RNA. RefSeq lists its product as uncharacterized. The record is from RefSeq and is a predicted model, not a curated record. Bases 1 to 2553 code for a protein of 850 amino acids. NCBI's taxonomy places the organism in Eukaryota, Viridiplantae, Streptophyta, Magnoliopsida, Lamiales, Oleaceae. The transcript has 3 exons.